UGCAGUUGGGAGGGGAUAACGGAACAACAAAAAAAACGUAAAGAGACAGAGAGAAAGACUGAGCGAGGACGGCAAGCGAAAAAGCAGAAAGAAAGAGUAAGCCAGGGUGGGUGGAGGAGAUGGAAUAGAAUGUGACUGUGCGUGUGUGUGUGUGUGUGUGUGUGUGUGUGUGUGUGUUACUGGGGAAGAAAAACAGGGACGUGGAGACUAAAAAAGGGAGCGAAAGUGGGUAGGGCUGAUAUAAAAGGGUCACGUGAUCUAGCAGCACACUGAGCUCUAGGAUUUCUUGCUCCUCUUCCCUUCCGCUCCCUCCGUUUUUGGCCCGUGCAGGCCAGGGAAUGUCCCGACGGCGCCAUGCCUUACGUGGACCGGCAGAACCGCAUCUGUGGCUUCCUGGACAUCGAGGAGAACGAGAGCAGUGGCAAGUUCCUGCGACGCUACUUCAUACUGGACACGCAGCAGGGGAGCCUGGUGUGGUUCAUGGACAACCCACAGAAUCUUCCAGUGGGUGCGGACUGCGUUGGCUCCCUGAAGCUCACUUACAUUUCUAAGGUCAGCGAUGCCACUAAGCUGAGGCCAAAGGCGGAGUUCUGCUUUGUCAUCAAUGCCGGGAUGAGGAAGUACUUCCUGCAGGCCAAUGAUCAGCAGGACCUGGUGGACUGGGUCAACGCUCUCAAUAAAGCCACUAAGAUCACGGUUCCAAAAGUAUCCGACGGCCAGCAGAACUCCGAGAACCACAAGUCUUUGCUGGACACGGUAGGGCCCAAGAAGCAAGUGUCCUAUAAGACGGAGAUCAUAGGAGGGGUUCCCAUUGUGACCCAGACACAGCAUGAAGGCGGCGACGGUACAGACAGAACGGAGCGGGAGGCCAUGCACCGCUCGCACAGCCAGCUGCCGUACUUCCUGGGUAGGCCGGCCCAGGACCACACGGUCAUCAAGUCGGGCUACUGCGUCAAGCAAGGCGCUGUGAUGAGGAACUGGAAACGACGGUAUUUCCUUCUGGAGGAAAACUCAAUGAGCUACUUCAAGUCCGAUCUGGAGAAAGAGCCGCUGAGGAUGAUCCCGCUGAAAGAGGUUCACAAAGUGCAGGAGUGCAAACAGAGCGACAUCAUGAUGCGUGACAAUCUCUUCGAAGUCGUCACAACAUCGAGGACAUUUUACAUCCAGGCCGACAGUCCAGAGGAGAUGCACAGCUGGAUCAAGGCCGUAUCGGGGGCCAUCGUGGCCCAGCGUGGGCCUGGGAGGUCCGCUGCCACAGAGCACAGCGGCCGCUCCACAUUCUACCGCAGCUCCGCGGGGCCCCCCGUCCCUCGCUCGCCCGUAUCCGCCCUGCCACCCUGUCAGCCAGAGCGGGGGUCCGCCGUCGCGUGCGGCCCAUGCCCGCAGCCUGGCCUGGGACAGCGAGCACUUCAUGAGCCUGCUGCCCCAGCCUACUCGCAGCCGCACACCGGCGCGCCUCUCCCUGCAGGAGGCCCGCCUGGCAAAGUGAGCGCCGACGCCCAGGAGGAGCAGGAGGAGGAGGAGGAGUCACCGUGGCGCCGGCGGAGCACCUUUGAGCCGUACGCGCCCGAGCAACCCUUGGAUUUGGAUGACGCCGACCUGCCAGUGAGCGAGGUCUGAACUGGACUUGCAUUGGAAAAUAUGGGACAUACACACACACACAGAGGAAGCUUUGCUGGACUUUGAAGCUCCUUGGCCGGUGCUGUCGGUGCUAACAACAAAAAAAAAGUUGGGUCAUCCACUGAACUGUGCUUGUGUGCCAAAGACGACCCAGUCUUCUCCACCCUCUCAUUUAUGGCGACUAAUGCGACUAUUCACGGUGACGUCUCACAACUUCCUCUUGCUUUCACUUCACCUCUGCUUGCUUUAUCAACACAUUUGGUAAGACUAAAUAACAAUGAUUAGAGUUUGCGUCAAAAGUCACUGUUGAUGUACUACACCGCUGAUGCCAAAGUGUCCCUUUUAUACCACAACUCGGAAAGAAUGACUCCCAGAGCCAUACGCAGCAUUUUGGAUGCAUCCAGUAGAAGAAGCAUAACGUGUUCCAUACAGCGACAUGAUAGUUUGAGAGAAUAGCUGCUGCCAGUAUCGGCAACGAAUUGCUGGAUGAUAUCAGAUAUCGGUAAGAAAACCAAUAUGGAGCACUUGUAGUUUUGUCCCUUUUGCCACUUGUCUCAGCUACAUUCUCUGCUCACUUUACACUUGAUUAUUCAUUGGUUUGCAUCUUUGAGCGAAUACAGAUAGCGGAAGUGAAGGGAAGGCAGAAGUGUUGUGACGUCACCGUGGACAGACCGCUUUGACCACUAAGUGCCGAGAAUAAAAGGGAGCGUUUAGGGAUCAUGUCUCAAAAAAAAAAAAGGAAUGGACUUGGCGUCUCUCUGCUAAAUAAGCUGUAUGGUUCUUACACUCGACACUGGAUUUAACUCUUUUGUUUUGUUUGCCAGUGUUUUCAUUGUCACUCAUAGAUGAUGGACAGGUUCAGGACCACCUGCAACUAAGCAUAAUAUAAAUUGUGUGUGUGUGUGUGUGUGUGUGUGUGUGUGUGUGUGUGUGUGUGUGUGUGUGUGUGUGUUACAGCCAUGUUGGAUUUUCCAACAGUCCCAGUCACAUGUUCGUAUUGUUUAAAGCGCACUCAGAGCCUCCGCGGUACAAACUUCACAAGCUUGUCGUUUGCUGUAUUACUUCUUAAAAACAUCUUUUAAAAUGGACAACAAAAUCAGACACUCCUGCUAUGUUUGAAUGCUUUUACUUUAAAGUAGCGAUGGGCGUCAUAAAUCCAUUGUGUUAAUGAAUUGAUAGUUUAGAAAUGUGUUGAUUUGUGUGGAAUUGCAUCCAUUCGUGCAGCUACUGCUUACCCUGUUGAAGAGUUGAGGCCAAAUUAGAGUGCAUCAUUCUGCAGCGGCGCUGUUGAGUGAAUCUCAGCCGCUUUGCUGUCUAAAUAGGUAGCACAAGACAUCAGCUAUGUGAUUGGGUACAUAAUUGUCUAAACAAAACGUUUAUUGCAAGGAUUUGUAUGCUCAACCCUACUCACCACUUUUAGAUUCGCUGUGUGUGUGUGUUUCGUGUCGUGUUUGCAGACUAGAGUGAUUUUUUUUCUUUUUUUUUUUUUAUGUGUAUAGUAUCUGUAUGCUUCCUUGCAGAUGUGUUCCAGUAACAGGCAGCUGCCUCCAUCCCCACCUUCCCGCACUCUAGUCCUGCCUGCCAAACAAAUGUACAGUACUCACACAAAAAGCCCUGAUUUACUUCACAUCAAAGCUAUUUUAACCCCAACCCCUUCCAGUCUAAUCUGGUGUAAUUGCUUUGAGAAUUGUCUUAUUUAUUCUGUGGAUGAAAUAAACACACUUGAAAAUGUC
Dunckerocampus dactyliophorus (ringed pipefish) is the source of this 3353-nucleotide messenger RNA. RefSeq names its product pleckstrin homology domain-containing family A member 1-like. NCBI's taxonomy places the organism in Eukaryota, Metazoa, Chordata, Actinopteri, Syngnathiformes, Syngnathidae. Bases 355 to 1620 code for a protein of 421 amino acids. Gene Ontology annotation, molecular function: PDZ domain binding. The transcript has 12 exons. Gene Ontology annotation, cellular component: membrane; cytoplasm. The record is from RefSeq and is a predicted model, not a curated record.